ACCUACAGAAUGGCUCCAUCACCAUGACUGACUGACCUGUGUAGGAUAAAUCAGCCGUUGAAGCAAAACAUUUUGUACAAAAACUGCUCCAACAAAGUAACUGUCUUAGCUGCCUUUUGGGUCCAUUUAAAUACAGAAAACUUCUGCCAUUCUGAAUGGAGUUACCAGUGGGCAGUGACAGUGUUCACCUGGCUGCAUACAGACCCAGACCUCCUCUGUCAGUAGCUAAUGGGAAGGCAACACCUGGAGGGUAUGAUGAGUCUGGGUACUAUCAGUGUUAUGGUGAUGGGAGCAGCGUAACAUCCAGAGGAUCUGAUGCUCUAACUGGCUAUGAGACUCUGGAUGCUCCGCCACACUAUGACUUCUACGCCAACACAGAGGUUUGGGGGCGACGGAGGCGCUUCAGACCAUCUCUGUACCAGCUCCACGCAAACCCUGAGGAUGACUCCAAACCUCCAUUGUAUGAGGAGACAACAGCUGGACAGAUGGAAGGAGGAGACAGCUCAGAGGAAGACGAGGAGGAGCAGAAGGAGCCACCACCCGAACCAACCCGCUUUGGCUGGAUACACGGAGUCAUGAUCCGUUGCAUGUUAAAUAUCUGGGGGGUGAUCUUGUAUCUGAGGCUGACUUGGAUCACUGCUCAAGCUGGUAUAGGUUUGACGUGGGUGAUUAUCCUGCUAUCCUCUUUUAUAACUGGGAUCACUGGUCUUUCAACCUCAGCCAUUGCUACCAACGGAAAGGUCAAAGGAGGUGGGACCUACUUCCUGAUCAGUCGCAGCCUCGGUCCAGAGCUGGGUGGGUCCAUCGGUCUAAUCUUUGCUUUUGCCAAUGCUGUUGCUGUGGCCAUGCACACUGUGGGCUUUGCUGAGACUGUUACAGACCUUAUGCGUGAAAAUGGGGCUGUCAUGGUGGACCGAACCAAUGACAUCCGCAUCAUUGGCAUCAUCACUGUCACAUGUCUACUAGGUAUCUCAAUGGCUGGUAUGGCGUGGGAGUCAAAGGCCCAGAUUCUGUUCUUCCUGGUCAUCAUGUUGUCAUUUGCCAGCUACAUUGUUGGAACAUUCCUCCCUCCUUCACCAGAGAAACAAGCCAAGGGUUUCUUUAGCUACAAAGCGGAUAUUUUUGCUGAAAAUUUCUUGCCCAACUGGCGGGGUCCAGAGGGCAGCUUCUUUGGCAUGUUCUCCAUUUUCUUCCCUUCUGCCACGGGCAUCCUGGCAGGAGCUAACAUCUCUGGAGAUCUGAAGAAUCCAGGAGUGGCCAUUCCCAGAGGAACACUGAUGGCAAUAUUCUGGACAACUUUCUCCUACAUCAUCGUCUCUACUACCAUUGGAUCCUGUGUGGUGCGGGAUGCGUCUGGCCUGUUAAACGACAGCCUGUCACUCUCACCCAGCGAGGAUUGUGGUUUAGCUUGUCACUAUGGAUGGGACUUCACUGAGUGUAUCAACAAUAACACAUGCACCUACGGCAUCAGUAACUACUAUCAGUCGAUGAGCAUGGUGUCAGCCUUGGCCCCUCUCAUCACUGCUGGUAUAUUUGGAGCAACACUGUCCUCUGCUUUGGCCUGCCUGGUGUCUGCUCCUAAAGUCUUCCAGUGUCUGUGUAAGGACAAACUCUACCCUUUCAUCGGCUUCUUUGGCAAAGGUUAUGGCAAGAACGAUGAACCGCUCAGAAGCUACGUACUGACGUACUUGAUCGCUGCCUGCUUCAUUCUCAUUGCUGAGUUGAACACCAUCGCUCCCAUCAUCUCCAACUUCUUCCUCUGCUCCUAUACCCUGAUCAACUUCAGCUGCUUCCAUGCCUCCAUCACCAACUCACCAGGUUGGCGUCCAUCCUUCAGGUUCUACAGUAAAUGGCUGUCGUUGCUGUGCGCUGUGUGUUGUGUGGUUAUCAUGUUCCUGCUGACCUGGUGGGCGGCCCUCAUUGCCUUUGGCGUGGUCUUCGUCCUUCUGGGAUACACUCUCUACAAGAAGCCUGCUGUGAACUGGGGCUCCUCAGUGCAGGCCAACUCCUACAACAUCGCUCUGAACCAGUGUGUCGGCCUCAACCAUGUGGAGGACCAUGUCAAGAACUACAGACCCCAGUGUUUGGUGCUAACAGGUCCUCCCAGCAGUCGCCCAGCUCUGGUGGAUCUUGUCAGCUGUUUCACAAAAAGUCUCAGUCUCAUGAUUUGUGCCAAUGUGAACACUGCGGGUCCCUCCCCAUCAGCGGUGGAAAAUGCGAGCAGUGACAGUCAUAUUGCCUGGUUGAACAAACGGAAGCUGAAGUCGUUCUACAGAGGGGUGGUGGCUACAGAGCUACGAUCAGGAGUUAACAUGCUGCUACAGGGGACAGGUUUGGGUCGUAUUAAGCCAAAUGUUCUGAUGAUGGGUUUCAAGAAAGACUGGCGCAGUGACACUCCUCAGGCUGCACACAGUUACAUAGAGAUACUGCAUGAUGCAUUUGACCUGCAGUACGGUGUGUGCGUGCUGAGAAUGAGGGAGGGACUGGAUGUCUCUCAUCCAUCUCAAUCACAUGUCAAUGCAGCCUUUGAUGGAGGAUCAGAGAGUAUAACCACCAUCUCUGCCGCUCCCCGCAUUAAAACAAGCACUACUUCUGCUGUCUCUAUUGAAGUGGAGCCUCAGCCUAGUACGGUGUUCCAGAAAAAACAAGGAAAGAGGACCAUCGAUGUGUACUGGCUGUCUGAUGACGGAGGUCUGACCCUGCUGCUGCCCUACCUGCUGACCCGGAGGAAGCGCUGGGCCAGAUGUAAGGUCCGAGUGUUUGUGGGGGGUGAAACAGACAAGAAGGAAGAGCAGAAAGAGGAAGUGUUGGCACUGAUCAAGAAGUUCCGUCUUGGUUUCCAUGACGUUGAAGUGCUUCCUGACAUCUACCAGAACCCCCAGCCUGGAAAUGUUCAUCAGUUUGAGAAUAUGGUGGGUCGCUUCAGGCUGGAUACAAACCCCAAACAGGACUCCGAUUCUGAGCCGUCAACACAGCAGCAGGAGCCGUGGAUGAUCACUGAACAGGAUUUAGAGAGGAACAAGGCCAAGUCCCUCCGUCAGAUCCGUCUAAAUGAAGUUCUGCAGGAUUACUCCAGAGAAGCUGCUCUCAUUAUUAUCACCAUGCCGGUGGGGAGGAGAGGAGCGUGUCCCAGUACUCUCUACCUGGCCUGGCUGGACUUCUUGUCACGUGACCUGAGACCUCCAGUCCUGCUGGUCAGAGGAAACCAGGAAAACGUCCUCACCUUCUACUGCCAAUGAAAUUUCUGACUAAUGCGUACAUACUGAACUACAAAUUAUAACUCGCUAACAUCCUGACAUUUUUUAUUUGACUUGGAUGACUAACUAUUGAUGAUUAUCUAAUCCUGUAAUUAAUGUAUUAUUCCUGUAUUUACCAUGUUCUUAACUCUGACAUCUGCUGUGUAAAGAUUGACAUGUUUUAGACGUAAGGCGGGAGUGAAUCACUCUUCAGAGCAUAUUUACAAUUAAAAAUAAAUUAUUUAUCAAAAUGAUGUAAUAUUUGACA
This is a messenger RNA of Morone saxatilis (striped sea-bass), 3504 nucleotides long. RefSeq names its product solute carrier family 12 member 3 (gene slc12a3). Bases 156 to 3239 code for a protein of 1027 amino acids. The transcript is spliced from 26 exons. The record is from RefSeq and is a predicted model, not a curated record. Lineage: Eukaryota; Metazoa; Chordata; Actinopteri; Moronidae. Gene Ontology annotation, cellular component: membrane. Gene Ontology annotation, molecular function: sodium:potassium:chloride symporter activity. Gene Ontology annotation, biological process: chloride ion homeostasis; chloride transmembrane transport; potassium ion homeostasis.